Carassius carassius (crucian carp) is the source of this 750-nucleotide messenger RNA. Its product is annotated as interleukin-22 receptor subunit alpha-2-like. The record is from RefSeq and is a predicted model, not a curated record. The transcript has 5 exons. The coding region runs from base 1 to 702 and encodes 233 amino acids. Gene Ontology annotation, molecular function: protein binding. Lineage: Eukaryota; Metazoa; Chordata; Actinopteri; Cypriniformes; Cyprinidae.
AUGUAUACGCUGACUGGACGUCAAAGCCUGGAACUUUUUUUUGCAAUUAUCCUUCUCCAUUGGGCAGACUGCAGCCCCUCUCUGCAGGAUGAUUUGGCUCCCCUUGAAGUAAAGUUCCAUUCUUUGGACUUUAGAAAUGUCUUGCACUGGAAACAUCCACAAAAAGCUGUCAAGAACCUGACAUAUUUUGUUCAGUCUAAAAUAUAUGGAGAUAAAGAGUGGACUAAUUCUGAGUACUGUCAAGGCAUUCGGUUGCUGGAGUGUGACUUGAGUCAGGCAAUGUCAGAUCCCAGAGAAUGGUACUAUGCCAGGGUCCGUUCCUUCUCCUCUGAGGGCUUCUCAUCAUGGGUCCUUAGCCACAGGUUUUACCCUCAGUGGGAAACCAGUUUUAGCCCACCACAUAUAAAGGUGACCAUGACAGGACGGAUCAUUUCAGUUCAGAUCAAACCUCCGAGGACACCUCUGCGAGGACAAAAUGGCUCUAGGAUACGAGUGACAAAACUGCAGAAACUGACAUUUAGAAUAUACCUAAUGCACAAUGAUGUAGAAGAGGAUGUUUAUGAAACAGACAGUUGCUCCAAGGAGCUUGUGAUAGAGGGGCUACGUCCGAAAACCACCUACUGCCUUCAGGCUAUUUCCGUUACUCCUCGCUCAGGCCGUAAAAGCUUACGGAGUCCCAGCACCUGCAUCAGCACUCAUUGAGGGCUUAGUGUCUCCCACAGGUAAGCCUUACGUGAUAUGCUUUCUUUA